AUGGAGGUGACACUGGACGUCGAACUGCGAUGUACAGCGGAGGUUGGGCGACGACCUUUGGUGAAAGCUAAGCUGGCCGUGGCAUGGCUGCUUAGUUUGGGAAAAAAUCUUUUCGCCACUCCAGCAUAUUCACUGCCUCAGUACCCUGCACAUUGGGCCCUGCCGUCUCAGACGUCCGACGGUAUGCCAACCGAUGAGAGGCGAUCAAAUCUAGGGUUGGUCAGGACGUCUUUGAUUCUGGACCAAGGCGACAGAUGCACAACUCGCCAAGGAGACUGUCUCAGACUGUGUACUUACAACGCGAGAUCAGUGUCCACAGAUGUUGACCUGCACGCCCUUCUCAGAGCUGCGGAGCGUAUCGAAUUUCACGUGAUUGCUCUGCAGGAGACCAAGUGCAGAAGGAACGACGUACGACAGAUGAAUGACGGUACACUUGUCAUUCGUGGAGAGAAAGUUCCGUCGCGAAAUGUAGGCGGUGUUGGUUUUGUUGUGCACCCAUCUGUCGUCCAUCUUAUCGAUUCUCACGAGAUCCUGCCACCUCGUCUGGCCAUUCCUCGCCUCCGCCCUCUGCGCCAAAAAUCCAUCAGUAUCAUCAACUGCUACUCACCAACAUCAGCAGCUGAUGAAUCCGAAUUGGACGCGUUUUACGAGGAGCUGGAGGAAGUAGUCCGCAACGAGAAGUCCUUCUACAAAUUGGUUGUCGGAGACUUCAACGCAAAACUAGGAAAGGCCACAAAAGAGGAAUACAGGAUUGGAAGAUUUGGACUAGGGGACCGGAAUAAAAAUGGCCAUCGUCUCGCCGGGCUGUUGUCCGCCGCUCGCCUCUUUCAUGGGAACUCUCUUUUCAUGGAAAAAGAUCUUCGUCGGUGGACAUGGGAAUCGCCCAAUGGUGCGACUCGUGCGGAGAUCGACCACAUACUCACCAACCGGAGGUGGUGUCUACUUGACGUCUCAGUAGUACCAUCCUUUUGUAGUGGUUCUGAUCACCGUCUCUUUCGUGCGAAAAUACGGCAGCCACACGAUGGAAAAGAACUUCUGCUAUCGGCAACGAAGGAGAAAAGAAGUCGUCUACGAACGAUUGCGUACUUGAGGACUCCGUGUCCCAAGAACCAUCAAGGAAUUGUUGGAAAGAAGAAGGGCUUCGAGGCUGCGAAUGCAUCGCACAUUGAGCGGCAGAAGAAGAUUCUGGAAGCAGCACAAAGAAGAACGAGUCUAAAGAAGUGUCGCAGAGAUCUCCGCGAAUAUAAUAUUCCGCUAGCAACCUUGCUAAGCCAAGACGGGACUCGCACGUCUUCUCGUCGUGAGAUGGAAAUCAUUGCGGAGAGGUUCUACUCGAACCUUUUCCGUUCAUCAACUCCUGUGUCAAGCCCGAUCAUCCCCACUGGUGAAGCUCCACCACGGAUUCUCCCUUCGGAAGUACGAGUCGCUAUCAAGAGCAUGAAACCUAACACAGCCCCCGAACCUGAUUUUAUAUCAGCAGACUUUCUUCGGGCUGGUGGCAUCAACUUCAUGUAA
Messenger RNA from Necator americanus (New World hookworm), 1515 nucleotides. RefSeq lists its product as uncharacterized. Gene Ontology annotation, biological process: chromatin remodeling. The transcript is spliced from 4 exons. The record is from RefSeq and is a predicted model, not a curated record. Gene Ontology annotation, molecular function: catalytic activity. Gene Ontology annotation, cellular component: nucleus. NCBI's taxonomy places the organism in Eukaryota, Metazoa, Nematoda, Chromadorea, Rhabditida, Ancylostomatidae. Bases 1 to 1515 code for a protein of 504 amino acids.